Messenger RNA from Lichtheimia ornata, 1395 nucleotides. RefSeq lists its product as uncharacterized. Lineage: Eukaryota; Fungi; Mucoromycota; Mucoromycetes; Mucorales; Lichtheimiaceae. The record is from RefSeq and is a predicted model, not a curated record. The coding region runs from base 1 to 1395 and encodes 464 amino acids. The transcript has 8 exons. Gene Ontology annotation, cellular component: peroxisome. Gene Ontology annotation, molecular function: L-alanine:glyoxylate transaminase activity; L-serine:pyruvate transaminase activity.
AUGUAUGGGAUUCACCCAGUAUGUGAUUGGAUCAGAUUUUGGGACAAUGAGAUUGGAUUGGGGAAAAAUAAAAAAAGCCGCCUUGACGGAAGUACCUUUGAAUGUCUGGUCUUUCGGGAGAAACGCGUCACCAACAUGAUUGGACGUAAAUACGCAAGCUCGUUUUGCCAACUCUCGCCUUUUUUGCUGUUCUUCACCUUUGUCUCCUUUGUUGUCUUUAUUCUUUACGGCAUCCUCACUAUCCCAACUAAAACAAUGGCUCCUCACAAACUUUGCAUGAUUCCUGGCCCUAUCGAGUUCCACGAAGAUGUUCUCGCUGCCAUGGGCACUCCUGCCACCUCCCACGUUGAUCCCAACUUCAUCCCCGUCUUUGGUGAAUCCAUCGAGAUGGUCCGUAAGGUCGUUCUCUCUGAGAAGGCUCAACCCUUCAUUGUCUCCGGUUCCGGCACUUUGGGUUGGGACAUGAUGGUCAACUUGAUCGAAGCUGGUGAUGAAGUCCUUGUUAUCAACACUGGUUACUUUGGUGACCACUUUGCUGAAUGCUUGGAAGUCUAUGGUGCCAAGAUCACUCACUUGCGUGCCCCCGUUGGUGGUCGUCCUUCCGCUGAUGAGAUCAAGCAAGCCGUUGCUGGCAAGAAGUACAAGAUGGUCACUGUUACCCACGUUGAUACCUCCACUGGUGUCCUUUCCGAUAUCAAGAGCGUAGCUGAGAUCGUCAAGGCCAACUCCCCUGAGACUUUGGUUGUUGUUGAUGGUGUUUGCUCUGUUGGCUCUGAGGAGAUCCGUUUCGAUGAAUGGAACUUGGAUGUUGUUAUCACUGGUUCCCAAAAGGGUCUUGGUGUUCCCCCUGGUUUGUCUAUUGUCAUUGCCAGCCCCCACGCUAUUGAAGUCUUCAAGAGCCGCAAGACCCCCGUUCCUUCCUACUACUCCAACUGGAACAAGUGGAUCCCUAUCAUGCAAGCCUACGAAUCCCGCAAGCCUGCUUACUUUGCCACUCCCGCUGUUCAACUUAUCUAUGCUCUUCACUCUUCGCUUAAGCGCAUCACCAGCCAACCCAUGGAGGCUACCUUUGCUAAGCACCAACAAGUUGCUUCCAACUUCCGCAAGACCGUUCAAGACUUGGGUUUCAAGUUGUUGGCUCACACUGAGGAGGGUGCUGCCAAUGGUAUGACCGCCAUUUGGCUCCCUGAAGGUAUCACUAUUCCCCAAGUUGUUCCCAGCCUUGCUGGCAAGGGUGUCCAAAUCGCUGGUGGUCUUCACAAGGACUGUGCUCCCAAGUACAUCAGAAUUGGCCACAUGGGUAUCUCUGUCAUGGAAGAUGAGCGUGGUCAUAUCCAAAAGGUGAUUGACUCCUUCAAGCAAACCUUCACCGAGCUUGGUUACCUUAAGGCUUGA